Messenger RNA from Penicillium pulvis, 1320 nucleotides. RefSeq names its product Mn(2+) transporter ATX2. The transcript has 3 exons. Gene Ontology annotation, cellular component: membrane. Gene Ontology annotation, molecular function: metal ion transmembrane transporter activity. NCBI's taxonomy places the organism in Eukaryota, Fungi, Ascomycota, Eurotiomycetes, Eurotiales, Aspergillaceae. Gene Ontology annotation, biological process: zinc ion transport; transmembrane transport. Bases 120 to 1307 code for a protein of 395 amino acids. The record is from RefSeq and is a predicted model, not a curated record.
CCCUGACCCCGUCGCUUACGAUCGGGCUUAUCUUACAGUCGUUUCCGCGUUGGACAUAAUGAUUGAUAACGUCUAGAGCCCGAGCACAAGUGCCAAGCUCUUGCGACAAAGAGGCCACCAUGGAGGGACUCUUUACUCUGCUCGCCCUGUGCAUUGUGAUGGCCGUAACAUCCUUUGUUGUCGGUUCAUUACCUCUUGCUUUUACCCUCUCCCCCUCACAACUCCGCCUCAUAUCCUCGAUUGGCAUGGGUGUGUUGGUGGGAACUUCAUUGAUUGUUAUUAUACCUGAGGGCGUCGAGACUCUUUACGCCAGCUCUGCGAGCCAGAAAGGCCUCAGCACGCGGUCGGCCAAUGUUGAUUGGCAAUCACAGGGACUCCCUGUCAUGGUGCGAUCUUCAUCAGACCGUCACGACGAUGCUUUAUUACCGACGGACACCCCCCUUCCAUUUCUAUCGCUAGACCACGAAUCGUCCGUACCCCUUUCCGAUCGCGACCAGUCGUCGAGUAUAGUAGCAGGACUACCUGCACGAAAGGACGACGACCACUCGAGCAAAGAGGAAGCGGAAGAGAACUCCCCGCAUGCCUGGAUCGGAGUUGCUUUGGUCAGCGGGUUCAUUCUGAUGUACCUGAUCGAUAAAGUACCAGAAUUUGCUUCGCCGACCAAAAUCGAACGGAUCCCAUACCACAUCUCCCUUGAUAACCUUGGAUCUGGAUUGCGACGGGGCUCCUCACCCAUGCGCGACGGAGGACAUCUGAAUGCCGGCCAUUCGAACUCCCGACGAGGACACAGCUUUGCUACGACUACGGGGUUGGUUAUUCAUGCUGCAGCCGACGGCAUCGCGCUGGGUGCGUCCAGCUCCGAUUCCGGGCUGAGCUUUAUUAUCUUCCUGGCUAUUAUGGUACACAAGGCUCCCGCCUCCUUUGGAUUGACCUCGAUUCUUUUGAAGCAGGGGCUAUCCAGCCGGGCUGCGAGGGCGCAUCUGUUGAUCUUCAGCUUGGCGGCGCCUGUUGGUGCACUUGCCACUUUCCUCUUUGUACAUAUGGUGGGAUCUUCUAGCAGCGACGAGACUGGCUCUCUGUGGCGGACCGGAAUGCUCUUGCUUUUCUCCGGAGGCACUUUCUUGUAUGUGGCGAUGCACACCAUGCAAGAGAAUGGGCCUGGCUCCACCCCCCGAGAAUCAUCUGUGAAUGGAUACGGUGAUUCUCGCGAAUCCCCGGAUGGAUCUGAUAAGUCGAUGAGGGACUUGAUCGCGUCCGUCGUGGGUAUGAUCUUGCCACUCUUCCUCCAGAUUGGUCAUGCUCAUUGAACUUUCUUCAUUU